GAUCCUGCUCACUGUAGUGGUGAUCUUCCGUAUCCUGAUCGUGGCCAUCGUUGGAGAGACCGUGUACGAGGACGAGCAGGCCAUGUUCGUCUGCAACACCCUGCAACCCGGCUGCAACCAGGCCUGCUACGACAAGGCCUUCCCCAUCUCACACAUCCGAUACUGGGUCUUCCAGAUCAUCCUGGUGUGCACGCCCAGCCUCUGCUUCAUCACCUACUCCGUCCACCAGUCGGCCAAGCAGAAAGAACGGCGCUACUCCUUCCUCUACCCCAUCAUGGAGAGGGACUACGGGGGAAGGGACGGCACUCGUAAGCUCCGCAACAUCAACGGUAUCCUCGUUCAACAUGGCGGCGAUGGAGGAGGAGGAAAGGAGGAACCAGACUGCCUGGAAGUGAAGGAGAUCCCCAACGCGCCACGAGGCCUCACCCACUCGAAGAGCUCCAAGGUGCGCCGGCAAGAAGGCAUCUCCCGCUUCUACAUAAUCCAGGUGGUGUUCAGAAACGCGCUGGAGAUCGGCUUCUUGGUGGGUCAGUACUUCCUCUACGGCUUCAGUGUGCACGGGCUUUUCGAGUGUGACCGCUACCCGUGUCUGAAGGAGGUGGAGUGCUACGUGUCGCGCCCCACGGAGAAAACGGUGUUCCUGGUGUUCAUGUUCGCGGUGAGCGGCAUCUGCGUGGUGCUCAACCUGGCCGAGCUCAACCACCUGGGCUGGCGUAAGAUUAAAGCCGCCAUUCGAGGCGUUCAGGCCCGCAGGAAGUCCAUCUGCGAGAUCAGGAAGAAGGACAUGGCGCACCUGUCCCAGCCGCCAAACCUCGGACGCACCCAGUCCAGCGAAUCAGCUUACGUCUGAUGAUGAA
This is a messenger RNA of Gymnodraco acuticeps, 857 nucleotides long. Its product is annotated as gap junction delta-2 protein-like. Gene Ontology annotation, cellular component: connexin complex. The transcript has a single exon. Gene Ontology annotation, biological process: cell communication. NCBI's taxonomy places the organism in Eukaryota, Metazoa, Chordata, Actinopteri, Perciformes, Bathydraconidae. The annotation marks the transcript as partial. The record is from RefSeq and is a predicted model, not a curated record.